Molecule: messenger RNA, 1835 nt
Organism: Carica papaya (papaya)
Lineage: Eukaryota; Viridiplantae; Streptophyta; Magnoliopsida; Brassicales; Caricaceae
Product: catalase isozyme 1
Biological process (GO): response to hydrogen peroxide; hydrogen peroxide catabolic process
Cellular component (GO): cytoplasm; plasma membrane; peroxisome
Molecular function (GO): catalase activity; heme binding
Source: RefSeq, a predicted model, not a curated record
CCACGCCACGCCACGCCACGCCUCGCCUCGCCUCGCCUCGCCUGAGCCACAAGCCUUUAUAAAUAGAGGCUUCAAAAGCUCAGAGCGUUGAUUGUCGCCCCUAAGCAGACUCAACAAAAUCUCUCUGCCUCGCCAGCUAUGGACCCAUACAAGCACCGUCCAUCAAGUGCUUACAAUGCUCAGUUCUGGACUACGAACUCUGGUGCUCCUGUUUGGAACAAUAACUCCUCCUUGACAGUUGGACCAAGAGGUCCAAUCCUCCUUGAGGAUUACCAUCUGGUUGAGAAACUUGCCAACUUUGAUAGGGAGCGGAUUCCAGAACGUGUUGUCCAUGCAAGGGGCGCCAGUGCUAAGGGUUUCUUUGAGGUUACUCAUGACAUCUCUCAUCUUACAUGUGCUGAUUUUCUCCGUGCCCCUGGAGUUCAGACACCUGUGAUUGUCCGUUUCUCUACUGUUAUCCAUGAGAGGGGCAGUCCUGAAACCCUGAGGGACCCUCGAGGUUUCGCGGUGAAAUUUUACACCAGAGAGGGUAAUUUUGAUCUUGUUGGAAACAAUUUCCCUGUCUUCUUUAUUCGUGAUGGAAUGAAAUUCCCAGAUAUGGUCCAUGCACUUAAACCCAACCCCAAGUCUCACAUCCAAGAGAAUUGGAGGAUCCUUGACUUCUUCUCUCAUCACCCAGAAAGCUUGCACAUGUUCACCUUCCUCUUCGAUGACAUUGGUAUUCCACAAGAUUACAGGCACAUGGAAGGCUCUGGUGUUAACACCUACACUCUCAUCAACAAGGCUGGAAAGGCACAUUAUGUGAAAUUUCACUGGAAGCCCACUUGUGGAGUUAAAUCUUUGUUGGAGGAUGAGGCAAUUCGGGUUGGAGGAUCCAAUCACAGUCAUGCGACUCAGGAUUUGUAUGACUCAAUUGCAGCUGGCAACUAUCCUGAGUGGAAACUUUACAUCCAGACUAUUGAUCCUGAUCAUGAGGAUAGAUUUGACUUUGACCCACUUGAUGUAACCAAGACCUGGCCAGAGGAUAUUAUUCCCCUGCAGCCAGUUGGCCGCUUGGUCUUGAACAGGAACAUCGAUAACUUCUUUGCAGAGAACGAACAACUUGCAUUUUGCCCUUCAAUUGUGGUUCCUGGGAUACAUUAUUCUGAUGACAAACUGCUGCAGACUCGAGUCUUCUCCUACUCCGAUACCCAAAGGCACAGACUUGGACCAAACUAUCUGCAGCUCCCAGCUAAUGCUCCUAAGUGUGUUCAUCACAACAACCACCAUGAAGGUUUCAUGAAUUUCAUGCACAGGGACGAGGAGGUCAAUUACUUCCCUUCGAGAUAUGAUCCAGUUCAUCAUGCUGAGAGGUUUCCUAUUCCUCCUAACAUCUGCACUGGAAGGCGCGAAAGGUGUGUGAUUGAGAAGGAGAACAACUUCAAACAGCCUGGAGAGAGAUACCGAUCUUUUACACCAGACAGGCAAGAACGUUUUAUGUGCCGGUGGGUUGAUGCUUUAUCUGACCCGCGACUGACUCACGAAAUCCGAAGUAUCUGGAUCUCUUACUGGUCGCAGGCUGACAGGUCUCUGGGUCAGAAAUUAGCAAGUCGGUUGAAUUUGAGGCCAAGCAUUUGAAGGGGACAACAACAGGAAAGGGAUCAGAUGCCUUUGAUUUUGAAGAGGGAGGAAAAAAGAGUAAACACAAAAGCAGAGGGGGAGAUAAAAGCAUAAACUCAAGAGUUAAAUCCUUUGGUAUAAUGUUUGUGUAAUACUGAGUGUCAUGUGACAUUAUAAACCUUGAUGAUGCAUGCUGCUUGAACAUAAUAAAACAUGGUUGUAUGUUUCGUAGCCUU